Messenger RNA from Brienomyrus brachyistius, 5204 nucleotides. RefSeq names its product CMRF35-like molecule 1. The coding region runs from base 1702 to 2904 and encodes 400 amino acids. The transcript is spliced from 10 exons. The record is from RefSeq and is a predicted model, not a curated record. Gene Ontology annotation, cellular component: plasma membrane. NCBI's taxonomy places the organism in Eukaryota, Metazoa, Chordata, Actinopteri, Osteoglossiformes, Mormyridae. Gene Ontology annotation, molecular function: transmembrane signaling receptor activity.
GUGUGUCUGUGUGUAUGUGUGUCUGUGUGUGAUGUCGUUCCUUCCCUCUCUGCCAGCCCCCCUCUUUAAUGCACUGACACAUUCAGAAUGAGGACAGACAGUCAGUUUAUUACAGAUGGAUAGAAACAGAUACAGCUAAAGGCCACAAUCGACACCCCAGACAUGGCUCCUCUCCUCUUCCUCCUCUUCAUCGUUUUUAUAGCGGUACCAGGUAAAGCCUCCAAUUUUGUUCACUGUCUGUUUAACUGAUUAAAAAAAGACGAUAAAAGCAAGUAUUUUCUUGUUAAUCUUGCACUUUGAUGAGCAAAUUAGGUAUUCGUUUCGUAUUGAUAUAUUAUUAUUCUCUGUUGUAGCUUUUUCUUUGAAAGUAACAUAACGGCAUAUUAUCCUGAGCAAAUGAAGCUUUCAGCCACUGACCAUAACUGAGUAAACUACAGACAAAGCUGUUAUCAGAGUGUAAAUCCACCAUAUUUGCUGAUUUUGCUCAAAUUCAUCAAUUUAGUUCAUGAAACAGCAAACCGAUUAUGAUUGCAAAGAAAAAUUGACGGGAAAAUAUCUGGUAUUACAAUGACAGACUAGUGUGGGCCACGUUUACCAGUGUGGACAUUCUCCUUUCAGAUUAUGUUACUGAAAUGGCUUAUUUAGGAUCCCUCUGGCUGAUUUGUAUAUUUUCACUCAGUGUUCACAUGUAAUACUCUCCUCUACUGUCUUCUGGAAUUCAUUCUUUCGUCAAGUGCUUGGGGCGACUGUGUUGUGAAAGCUGCUGCAUGAAAAUGAAUAGACUUGAAUUAACCGCUGUACUGCAGGACAGCUGGAGCCCCCAGUCAUGUAUACAGAUCAGCAGGUUACUGUUAUUAAGUGCUGUUUCUAAGCUUGUAUACUGACAUUCUGAGGGACUGAAGCUUCUUCCCUGCAGCGUUCCUCAUGUCACCAACUCAUAUUCAGCACGGCUCCAUUAUCACUGUUAGUGCAUUAUGUGUAUGAUACUGUAGAAAGGAGCAUGUUAGACUGCAGAGGUAUUCUGACUGUGUAGAUGUAGAUUAUACAACAUCGGCUGAUCGGUGAGCUUUUAUUUGUCAUUAGCUGGAAUGUCAUUCAGAUCCUGCAGUAUAAGCAGAUCUUAGUUAUCUAUUACACUGAUGUGAAAUCUAAAUGAAAUAUUAACCAGUUCUUAGGGUGUCUAAAAAAAGAUAAAAUACAGUGAAACUGACAUCAUUUGAGAUUCCAAAUCAGAAUCAGUGAGUUUAAUAGAUUGUAAUCUGGUCUAACAGGUAGAAAAAUGGAAAUCCAAGAAUUUUAGGUCAAAAUAAUGGCCAAAGUCUGAAAGAAUGUAGGAUAAAAUGUUUACCAAAAGCAGACAACAGUCCAUAAGCAGAGUGAGAAGACAGGCUUGGUUCUAGAAACCAGCAGUAGUGGUUAUCUAUCUGUCUAACUAUAUAAUUAGUUUUCUAAAGACUGUGACACGUUACUGACAGGUUAGUUGUUUUUCUUGUAGCCGUCGUCCCUGUAAAAAGCAAACAAACGACAUUAACAGGAUCAGCAGGAGGAUCCAUCAGCAUCCCGUGUUUCUAUGGUCAGCAGUAUAAAAACAGUGUGAAAUCCUGGUGUAAAAGGAAAGAAGCGUCAUCCUGCAGCAUUGUGACACGCAGUAACAGGGUGUCCAUCACUGAUGAUCCCUAUAACUUAGUCUUCAUUGUGACCAUGAGGAACCUGCAGAAGUCAGAUGAAGGCAGUUAUUGGUGUGCUGUGGAUGAGUGGGGGGUACAUAAGGCCACCUCUGAUGAAAAAUACAGUUUGAUUACUACAGCUAAAGAGAGAAGUUCCACCCUGAAGACCUUCAGUUAUUUAAGAGGACAAACGGGAGGAUCCAUCACCAUCCCGUGUUUCUAUGGUCAGGAGCAUAAAAACCGUGAGAAAUACUGGUGUAAAUCAGGAAAUACCCCCGCCUGCACAUCAGCUAUUAAGGCGACACAAACCAUCACCGAUGAUCCCAAUAACUUAGUCUUCCUAGUUACCAUGACGAACCUGCAGCAGCCAGAUUGGGGAAAUUAUUGGUGUUCUGUGGGUGAAGGAGGGACUAAGGAAAUAUCUGACAGUCUCUUCUUCCUGGUUACUCCAAAUGCUCAGAGUGUGAGGACUGAGACCUGGGUUUCUGCUCAGAGAGGAGGAUCUGUCACCAUCCCAUGUUACUAUGACCAAAAUUCCAAAGAUAAAACCAAAUACCUGUGCAGAGGAUAUGAAUGGGAUUCCUGCUCCAGAAUAGCACAGUCAGACGGGGAACAGAGUAGAGGGACAGUGUCAGUCUCUGAUGACCGUGACCAAAUGUUGUUUAAUGUGACCAUGAGGGACCUGCAGGAGGAGGACUUUGACUAUUACUGGUGUGCUGUGGAGGCGUCUGCAGCACAAAGCCAUCGUGCCUUUAUGCCCCUGAUAGUCCGGGAAGUAAUUUAUGUUCCAACUACACAACAGACAGAACCGGUGACAUCACCGCUGACCCAUCCACGUGUCACUUUGACCCCCAACAUAACUGGACAGAGCUUCAUCAAGUCAGAUUUAAGUAUCACCACACUGCUGCUCUCUGUGGGGAUCGUAGGAGUGCUGCUGUUCACUGUUGUCAUGGUUAGCAUGAUACUGAGGAAAAGAUCCGAGAUGGUACGGGUCAGAAACAGGAACCGAGAAAACACAGUCACCCUCAGUCCCUCUGUAGACCCAGGGGAUGAAGUGACAUACAUCUCAGUAACUGCAAAGGCCAGGAAUGCGGCUCCUUCACCUACCCAGGUCAUGCCAUUAGGAAUCAUGAGCUCAGCCGACCCAAAUGUGAUCUACAGUUACACGAGCACACAGAGGAAAAAGGCUGCAGCAGAUCCGCACGAGGUCGUCUACAGCGCCGUGGCUCGGAGAUAGAAAGCGGCAAGACGCCUCCAGUCCCUGACAGAUGGGCCCUGAAAUGAUGAUGUUGAUGGUCAUUGAUGUACUUAAAGAGAAUAUCAAAAGCUGAUUCUGGUUUAUAUUGUAAGUUUUACUAUUAAUACAGGUAAAUAAGACUAUUCUCACAUUGUCAGAUAUCGAUAUGUUUUUGGGACCUUGGUUAUGAAAUGCCUCUGACUGACAGUGCCAACGCUGUUACAGCAGACCCUCAUGGUCCUCCGGGGUGUCCUACUGGGAAUAGUAGGUCUUGGUCUCCAGGCCAGAGACUGAGAUUAUCUCCCAGUCUGGUCGUCUCCCCCUCAUCUGACCCUCGUCCAGCAUGGGGUCACUGCAUUGGUCCGCCUCAGACCAGCUGUUAGCAGCUGUUUUUCUGGUGGGCCAGUUUGUCUGGCACUGUGCUGAGUGUGGCUACUAUCCUGGUGAACUGGUCCCACUACUCCGUUCAGCAGCAGUGGUGGCAGCUCACGGUACUGCAGUGUUGACGAGAUGGGGCAUCUGGGUUUCCAUGCAGCUUCCUGAGGCAGUGAUGUACCUUGAAAUCAAACUCCACCAGCACCUCCAGUCAACAGACCACCUGUCCUCUGGGUUGCAGAAGCUCAGGAGCCAAUUGAGAAACAUGUGGUCCGUCUAUGACUGGAACCGCCGACUGCGCAGGGAUGGAAGUUCUUACAGGCCUGCCCCAUGGCUGCCGGGUUACACAGUAGUUGUGCUCCUGCCUACUUAGUGUUCAGCUACUUAGUGUUCAGCUACUUAGUGUUCAGCUACUUAGUGGUCGCCACCACUGUCACACUGGAGGACCAUCACGUCAAUGGCGGCUCCCAGGUAAACUAACAAGUCUGGUCCAAAAAUGCAGAGGGAUCAGGGAUAUCUGAUAGCCAGACUUCUUGCAUCACUGUACGUUCAGCCUGCAGGACUUGCAGCGGCCUUUUUCCUUUCAUAGCCAUGGGCAUGGCUAUCAUCGAGGUCAACUGGAUCUUUGUUGCCUCCCAGCCAGUCCGCACGGCCAUGUCAUUGCCUGGCAGCACACAUGGGUGGAUAAGCGUGAUGUUGGACCCCUUGUCUACCAGAGAUCAGCAGGGAUCAUCCCAUCUACCAUGCAGUCAAAGCACAGGCUGUAAGUCUUGCCAAACCAACCCAUUCUGUGUGCAGAUGCAGGAGUGGCACUGGUGUGCGUUAUGGGAGGUACCACCUACCCUGCGUUUCCGGGCUGAUUUUUGAGGUGAAGAUGGGGUGACUGAGUGGGGCAGUUUGGGGCAAUGUGUUCUGGCUUCCCACAGUGGAAAGAAGUUGUGUGGCUCCAAGGUGGAUGCUCUCUUUAGCCAGAAUUUCUUUGGCCUCCUAUACCUGCUCCAUGGCUUCUGAUAUUUAUGGAAACUCAGGAGGAGGUUUAUUCAACAUUUUGGGCAGAUGCGCAUGUAGAACCCAAUAAUAUAAUAACUUCAUAAUAAAGUAAUAACAUGUCUUAACCAAUAAUGCAGUAAUAUGUUAUUACAUUAACCCUUUCCACCAUAUGGAUUUUUCAGAUUUUUUCUUUCCAUUUGCUUUUAGACUUAAGGAUUUAUUUUUUUCUUGGAAUAAAUUUAUGUAAAUGAAAGGCUGGAUUUUUCUCAAUUUUUCAGUGUGACAUGAAGCUGUUUCACGAAAAGGUAUAUUUUUUUAACCCUUUUUACAAAUCCUUACAAGGGGUGCCAAUAAUUGUGGAGGGCGCAGUAUACAUUCUUGCAUAUGUACAAAAGGUAAGUUAAAAAUGGUUGUAGGUAGAAAAUAUCCCUGAAUCUGCUAGAGGGAGUCUGAAUGCUGCUGUACUGCCUCCGAAUCUGUGGCUUGGAUGGCUGAGAUCAGAUAGGACCCGCUGUGUCUUCCUCCUACAGCGCUGUCUGUAGAGGUCCUGGACGGCCGGGAUCACAGAGGAUCCGCUGUGUCUUCCUCCUACUUGUCUGUAGAGGUCCUGGAUUGCUGGCAGUUCAGACCUUGUGAUGCAUUGCGCUGAUCUGGCCCCUCUCUGUAGAACUUUGCAGUCCAGAGCAUUACAGAUCCCAUACCAGGUCAUGAUAGGAGAAUUAAAAGAAUACUUUUACUUUUUCUUUUGUUUUGUGAGCCCCUUGUGUUCCUGUGGUCGAGACUUCAGGUGAGUCACAGUGCUAUGGGUCACUAACCUGCGUGGCUUAUCUUUUCUCUGCCCCCCCCCCCCCCCACCCCAGGCCCAAAGGCAGACCAUACCUAUGAACAGAUGAGGAGUGAGACAUUUCAGUCAGAAAUAAAAUUUUAUGCACAGA